Molecule: messenger RNA, 933 nt
Organism: Macrosiphum euphorbiae (potato aphid)
Lineage: Eukaryota; Metazoa; Arthropoda; Insecta; Hemiptera; Aphididae
Source: the annotation of a GenBank genome assembly
AUGGCUACUAUAACUUGUAACUCAACUGUACCAGGCCUCUUGUCUAAAGCUAUUAUUAUAGUAAAAGUAAACAACAUUGAUGAAAAUACUAUCAUUGCAACUGGUAGCUCUAACAAUGGCUAUAGCAUUAGCCGAGAAUGGAGCAGAUAUUUUAACGUAUCCAUCAGCAUUUUUCUUCGGUACAGGUGCUAUCAUUGGGAAAUAUUAUUGCGAGCCAGAGCCAUUGAAACUCAAUGUUAUGUAAUUGCUGCUGCACAAACCGGCAUUCAUAGCUCAGCUAGAAAAUCUUGGGGUCACUCACUGGUAGUUGAUUCACUAGGAACAGUUAUAGCACAAUGUUCUGAAGAACCGUGUUUUGUUUUGGCAACAAUUGAUUUAUCAUUAAUUAAAAGUAUUCGUCAGUCAAUGCCUCUGGAAUGCCAUAGACGAUACGAUAUUUACCCAAAAAUGAUUUCAAGUACCUUAUGUAGGACUAAGUCUAUUGAAGAUUUUAAUGAAUUUAAAUUUGGAUCAUCAAUAGUUAAAGGUUUACAAGUAUUUUACAAAACAGAAUUAUCCUUAGCAUUUACCAAUAUUAAAUGUGUCUUACCAGGACGUAUCCUUUAUGAAUUUGCUCCUCUUAGAGCUGUGGAAAAAUUGACUGGCUUAUCUAAUUACGAAGUUGAGGAUCUAUUCCUUGCAGUUAAAAAGGUUCAAAAAACCAUUGAACAAGUACAAAACCCUAAUUCAUCAUCUAUUGUUAUUCAAGACGGCCCACAUGCUGGACAAACCAUUAAAAACAUUCAUGUUCAUAUUAUUCCAAGAAAGUCUGGAGAUUUUUUGGUGAAUGAUGAUAUAUACAGACAAUUACAAAAUGAAAAAUACUGCACUGAUCCAAUGAGAAGCUAUGAUGAGAUGGCACAAGAAGCUAAAUUAUUAAGAUCGUUAUUUUAA